AUGGGUUUUGUAGGAGCAUCCACUACUACCUCACUGCACUCUCCACUUCUAUACCCAUUUCUCUUCCCUUCUUCUUCUCGUCGUCAUCGAACUCGUUCUUCUCCUGUUGUAUGUUGCUCUCGCCAUCACCACGAUCCAAUAUGCAACAAAAGGACAUUCCUUUUCAUGGGUGUCGUCGCUGUUCUUCCCUUUCUUCAAUUCGACACUGCCCCUGCUCUUGAAGGAAUCAUUCCAUCCCCAAUCUUCGUCUUCAUUUCAUCUCGUGUUCGUAGACAACGUCUCCCUUCAUCUCGGGACACUGUUCGCAGUCGACGUCUUCGCUCUAUUCGCAGACAACGUAUGCUUUCUGACGAUGUCCCGUUGCCUACUUUUAGUAUCAAUGUCCCCCUCUCAGACGUUGUCUCUUCCUCAUCUGUAUCUUCAUCUGCUUCUGUAAAUUCAGUUUCAGAAGAAAGUGAGGUGAAGAUACCAGAGGAUAAAAAGCAAGCAGAGACAGCACCUGAAAUGCAGAAACCAUCAAAUUCCAUUGUGUCUCUUCUGAAUGGAAUUGGAAUUGUAUCUUCUGGUCUGUUGGGUGCUCUCUAUGCACUCUCUCAGAGAGAAAAGUCUGCUGCUGUGGCAACAAUAGAAACAAUGAACAACAAACUGAAGGAAAAAGAAGAGCAAAUUGUUUCGUUGAAGAGGAAUUACGAAUUGAAGUUAUCAAAUGAACAGGAGGAACAAGCCAAGCUACUAGGAAAGGCAAAAGAAGAGCAGAAUGCACUGAUCGACCAACUAAAUUCUGCAAAGAGUACCGUCACCAGUUUGGGAAAGGAGCUAAAAAGCGAGAAAAGUUUUAUUGUCGAGCUGAAACUUCAAAUGGACAGGCUUGCAACUGACCUUUCAAAAACCGAUACAGAUAAGAAAGACCUUGAAACUAAUUUGAAAGAAAAGAGUCUGAAUUCAUCUCUUGCAGAUAAAGAGUUGGAAUUGAGGAAUUUGAAUUCUACUUAUGAUCAAACCAAGGAUGAAUUAUCCAAUGCCCAUGUGCAUAUUCAAGGGCUGAAAGAUGAAAUACUGAAAAGCCAAGAGAAACUAGCAGAAAAGGAUUCCGUUGUGAUUGAACUAAAUUCGAGCGUUAGCUCCUUAACUCUUGAGAACGAUAACUUUAGAAGCGAAUACGAUGUAUUGGAGAAGGAAUUCAAUGACCUAAAGUUGACUUCUGAAAUGAAGGCUGCUUUGGAUGCUAAGGUUUUAAAAGAAAAGGAAGACGAGCUUCAUCAGCUAACAGAUAAACUUGAACUCGCCCUAUAUGAAUCAAGCAAAAACCAGGUACUCAUCGCUGAUUUGACCCAAGAACGAGAAAGUUUAAAGGAGUCGCUGCAGAAUGAAUCUAAAAAAGUGAAUAAUUUGAAGUAUGAACUUCAAGUCACUCUGGAGAAUCUUGAAAAUUCAAGAAAUGACUCUUCCGAACUGGAAAAACAGCUAAAUAAGUCAAAUAAUCUGUGCAAAGAGCUUGAGCUUCAAGUCUCUAACCUUUCAGCCGAGCUCCUCAAAGUUAAGGAGUCACAACAGCGUAAACUUGAUAAUUUGAAUCUCGAGGCGGAAAAACUAGCCAACGAGCUUAUGACUGUAAAGGAACAUUUGAAGAAAGCAGAAGCAGAGCUGCAGAAUACAUCCCAUGAGCUAACUGCCACUCUUGAAAACCGCGAUACCCUACAAAGAGAAUUAAUUGAGAUAUACAAAAAAGCUGAGGCCACAUCAGAGGAUUUGAAGGAAGAAAAGAAGUUAGUUACUUCUUUGAACAAAGAUUUACAAGCUUUGAAGAAGCAAGUCUUGAAGGACAAGGAGUCACUGAAAACUAUUGAAAUGGAUCUCGAGGAAGCUACCAAAUCACUAGAUGAAAUGAACCGAAAGUCGGUGAUCCUUUCUAAAGAGCUAGAAGGGUCUAAAUCUCUUAUUUCUAGCCUUGAAAAUGAGAAAGAGGUUCUUACCAAGUACCUUACAGAACAAAGAAAUGCAGGCAAAGAGGCUCAAGAAAACAUUGAAGAUGCUCAUAGCCUCAUCACUAGACUUGGCAAAGAAAGAGAGAGUUUAGAGAGCAGAGGGAAGAAAUUGGAAGACGAAUUGGCUUCGGCCAAGGGUGAAAUAUUGCGGUUGAGAAGUCAAAUCAAUACUUCAAAGUCAAAAGCUGUUGUUAACAACGAGCAGCGAGUACAAAAAGAUGAAGGCGAAACCCAAGAAGCCACUGUAAGUGUGCGGAAGAAUGUUCGAAGAAGAAAGAUUAACCCUUCGUAA
This is a messenger RNA of Vicia faba (fava bean), 2277 nucleotides long. The record is from the annotation of a GenBank genome assembly. NCBI's taxonomy places the organism in Eukaryota, Viridiplantae, Streptophyta, Magnoliopsida, Fabales, Fabaceae.